AUGUCUAAUACCGAGGAAUUGAUCCAAAACUCAAUAGGUUUUCUCCAGAAAACUUUUAAAGCACUCCCAGUUUCGUUUGACUCCAUUCGACAUGAACCACUUCCAUCUUCAAUGUUGCAUGCAAGUGUUCUCAAUUUUGAAUGGGAACCGCUCGAAAAAAAUAUUUCGGCAAUUCAUGAUAGAGAUUCUUUGAUUGACAUUAUACUUAAAAGAUUCAUUAUAGAUUCAAUGACAAAUGCUAUUGAAGACGAAGAAGAAAAUAAUCUUGAAAAAGGGUUACUAAAUUCGUGUAUAGGUCUCGAUUUUGUGUAUAACUCAAGAUUUAAUAGAUCUAAUCCAGCUAGCUGGGGAAAUACCUUUUUCGAGUUAUUUUCCACCAUCAUUGAUUUGCUAAACUCACCAUCUACGUUUUUGAAGUUUUGGCCCUAUGCUGAAUCACGUAUCGAAUGGUUCAAAAUGAAUACAUCUGUUGAGCCAGUAUCAUUGGGGGAGAGCAAUUUGAUUAGUUACAAACAGCCUUUAUACGAAAAGCUGCGCCACUGGAACGAUAUUUUAGCUAAAUUAGAGAAUAAUGACAUCCUUAAUACCGUCAAACAUUAUAAUAUGAAAUACAAACUAGAGAACUUUUUAUCCGAGCUACUACCUAUAAAUGAAGAAUCGAACUUCAAUAGAUCCGCUUCUAUUUCAGCUUUACAAGAAUCUGAUAACGAAUGGAACAGAUCAGCACGUGAACGAGAAAGCAACCGCAGUUCCGACGUUAUAUUUGCUGCAGAUUAUAACUUCGUGUUUUAUCAUCUAAUUAUUUGCCCGAUCGAAUUUGCUUUUAGCGAUUUAGAAUAUAAAAAUGAUGUGGACAGAUCAUUAAGUCCCCUUCUUGAUGCAAUCUUGGAAAUCGAAGAGAACUUUUACAGCAAAAUCAAGAUGAACAAUAGGACUAGAUAUUCCUUAGAGGAAGCUCUGAACACUGAGUAUUACGCGAAUUACGAUGUUAUGACCCCUAAAUUACCCGUGUAUAUGAAGCAUUCAAACGCAAUGAAAAUGGACAGGAAUGAAUUUUGGGCGAAUCUACAGAAUAUUAAAGAAUCAGAUGACUACACUCUUCGACCUACCAUUAUGGAUAUCUCUUUGAGCAAUACGACCUGCCUUUAUAAACAAUUGACUCAAGAGGACGAUGAUUACUACCGCAAACAGUUCAUUUUACAACUAUGUUUCACAACAAAUCUUAUACGCAAUUUAAUUUCUUCUGAUGAAACGAGGAAUUUCUAUAAAAGCUGCUAUUUGAGGGAAAACCCGUUGAGCGAUAUUGAUUUUGAGAACCUUGAUGAAGUUAACAAAAAGCGUGGGCUCAAUUUAUGUUCAUACAUUUGCGACAAUCGUGUUUUGAAAUUUUAUAAAAUUAAAGACCCUGACUUUUAUCGUGUUAUCCGCAAAUUAAUGUCUUCUGACGAAAAGUUUACAACCGCCAAGAUCGAUGGCUUUAAAGAAUUCCAAAACUUCAGAAUAUCUAAGGAGAAGAUACCGCCACCCGCUUUUGACGAAACUUUUAAAAAGUUUACGUUCAUCAAGAUGGGGAAUAAAUUGAUUAAUAAUGUUUGGAAAAUACCUACUGGUCUAGAUAAAAUUGAGCAAGAAGUAAAGAAGCCUGAAGGUGUCUAUGAAGCAGCCCAAGCGAAAUGGGAAUCAAAAAUUUCUUCUGAAACUUCCGGUGGAGAAGCGAAAGAUGAAAUAAUCAGACAAUGGCAAACUUUACGGUUUCUAAGAUCGCGAUACUUGUUCGAUUUUGAUAAAGUUAACGAAAAGACUGGUGUUGAUGGUUUGUUCGAGGAACCCAGAAAAGUGGAAGCGUUGGAUGAUAGUUUCAAAGAGAAACUUUUGUACAAAAUCAAUCAAGAGCACAGGAAAAAACUUCAGGAUGCUAGGGAGUACAAGAUUGGAAAGGAAAGAAAGAAGAGGGCACUGGAAGAAGAGGCUUCGUUUCCUGAAAGAGAGCAAAAAAUUAAGUCGCAACGUAUAAACAGCGCUUCUCAAACAGAAGGAGAUGAGUUGAAGAGCGAACAGACGCAACCAAAGGGAGAAAUAUCAGAAGAGAAUACCAAAAUAAAAAGCUCGGAAGUUUCUUCGCAAGAUCCUGACAGUGGUGUUGCCGGGGAGUUUGCUCCACAGAAUACAACAGCUCAACUAGAAAAUCCAAAAACAGAAGAUAACAAUGCAGCUACUUCGAACAUUUCUAAUGGUUCAUCUACCCAAGAUAUGAAAUAA
Saccharomyces cerevisiae S288C is the source of this 2259-nucleotide messenger RNA. RefSeq names its product Hpr1p (gene HPR1). The transcript has a single exon. Gene Ontology annotation, cellular component: nucleus. Lineage: Eukaryota; Fungi; Ascomycota; Saccharomycetes; Saccharomycetales; Saccharomycetaceae. The record is from RefSeq and is marked reviewed. Bases 1 to 2259 code for a protein of 752 amino acids.